AUGCUUUGGCUGAGCACGAAAGAUUUGGAUACUCCUACCAUUUCCAAUGACUCAAGCCCAGGAAAACCUGAGAUCUGCAGCCGUUGUCCUCACUCUGCCGUCUUAUCAGACUACUUACCUCAACCUUCGUUGGUGACUCCGACACGAGUAUCCAAUCCUCCUUGCUUAAUACAUAGUACGGAAUCAUACGGAAAUUCCAAAUAUCAUGAGAUGACUUAUUUGCGCAGACGAUCUCUAGGGAGUCAAACAACAACACCUUUUGAGGACAAAAUCCAUUCAAAAUGUUUGGGCUCUUUUGAUGAGAAGACACUACAAUACUCCGAAAUCCACGUACAAGAUUCUAUUUUGGUAGAAAAAAUUGAAAGAUCUUCUGCUCCAGCAUCUCCCCAAAGAACAAGAAACAUCUCAAAGUCAACUCAUCCCACUUUGUUUCCAGAUACAUUAGUUUCAUUGCCUAUUCAAAAUGCACAAGAUCAAUCGCCAUUUCCACUUUCACUACCGCUGUCUCCAAGCAAGCAGCCCGUAUCACUGAAGCAGGAUUCACAACCACAUGGUUCGCAUAAGAUCCGUGAUGGUUUUCAUCACCAACAGCUAUUUUCGCGAGAUCCAAAACAGCAACAUGACUGUCUGAAACUAAUUCAGCUGCAAAAAACAGAACAGUCGUCACAGCCUCUAUCUCUGACGCAAAUCCAGCUAACUCCUCCUUGGGCCAAUGCAUUAGCCGCUCUGGGCCGAAUCAGACAGCGAAAGUCGCCAACAAAAGAACAGGAAAAUGUUCAGGUGGAUUCAUAUGAAGGGAAUAAACUUGGUCACUUCAUAUCUUCAGGUCCGGGCCCUAAGUUGAAUAAAUCCCAUACCUCUAUAAGUUAUGCUCCACUAACAUUGAAUAGGAGGCAGUUUGGCGCACAAUUCGGCCUUUAUAAGGGGCCUAAUGAGAUUGAGGAUAGACAGGGAUCAUCACCACUUCCCUGCGCUCGUCUACGAUACAGCCUAAAUGAUCGUGUCAGAGAGAUCCACCGUGUUCGCCAAUCCAAGUUGAACGAGAGCAGGAAUAACUAA
Molecule: messenger RNA, 1059 nt
Organism: Protopolystoma xenopodis
Lineage: Eukaryota; Metazoa; Platyhelminthes; Monogenea; Polystomatidea; Polystomatidae
Source: the annotation of a GenBank genome assembly